Molecule: messenger RNA, 1668 nt
Organism: Sarcophilus harrisii (Tasmanian devil)
Lineage: Eukaryota; Metazoa; Chordata; Mammalia; Dasyuromorphia; Dasyuridae
Gene: SBK3
Product: SH3 domain binding kinase family member 3
Exons: 6
Coding region: 1-1323 (440 amino acids)
Biological process (GO): protein phosphorylation
Molecular function (GO): protein serine/threonine kinase activity; ATP binding
Source: RefSeq, a predicted model, not a curated record
AUGGAGAACGGGGACCAAGAGAGCCCGGAAGACGGGGACUUGGAGGAAGAGGACAGCAGUGGCUCUGCUUCAUCUGAGUUCGACCUCACAGCCAGAAGGGUGACUACUGUCCCGAGUCUGAGGUCCUGCUACCGACUGGUCCGGGAGUUGGGCGCCGGCACCUACGGCCGUGUCCUCCUGGCCCGACCCCGUCGAGGGGGUCCCCCCAUCGCCCUGAAGCUGCUCCCACGGACCUCCGCGUCCCGGGCCACGUUCCUCCGGGAGUUCUGCAUUGGAGUCUCGUCUCGCACCAGGGCUGUGGCACCUAAACCAUGCAGAGCCCCCGCCCUCGCCUUUCUUGGAGGCUCGCACCAAAUGCAGCCGUCCAGCCCCAGCGAUGUUGGAGAGGCUGAGGGCUGGGGAAGCGCAGGCGAGCCUUGGCGGCUCCGGGCCGAGAGAGCUCAGGGCAAGUUCACUCUCACUGAGGCGGAAUGGAGGUUCGGGGCCCCAUCCGGAGCGGGGCUGGGGCUGGCGAAGAAGUGGGCUGCCCUCAGACCGCCCCCCGACUCCGGCCGCUCUGGGGGCCUCAGCUGUCCCGGGCUCGGGCUGCAGAGUCCCACCAUUUCCCAGUUCUGCCUCAGCCCUUCCUGGCCUUGUUUGGCAGCUGAGCCUGCCCUCCCCGAGCUGCAGCUGAAGCGGGUGGGGGUCCAGCUGGCCGGAGCCCUGGACUUCCUGCACGCCCGGGGCCUGGUCCACGCCGACGUCAAGCCCGACAACGUCCUGGUCUUUGACAGAGCCUGCCGCCGGGUGGCGCUGGGGGACUUUGGGCUGACCCGGCCCGAGGGCUGCCCCAUGCCCGCGCCCCCCGGGCCCCUGCCCUCAGCGCCCCCCGAGCUCUGCCUCCUGCGGCCCCCGGCCGCCCUGGGCCUGCGGCCCGAGCUGGACUCCUGGGGGCUGGGGGUGCUCCUCUUCUGCGCCUCCACGGCCGCCUUCCCCUGGGCCGUGGCCCUGGCUCCCGACCCCGGGUUCGAAACCUUCGCGGCCUGGCAGACUGCUCGUCCCCAGCCGGCCCUGCCGCCCCCGCCCUGGGCCCGCUUCUCCGCCGCGGCUCAGACCCUCCUCCGGGGGCUGCUGGCUCUGGAGCCCGAGAAGAGGAGCCCGCCCACAGCUGUGCUGGACUGGGUUGGGGAGGCCUGGAUGGUGGGGGAAGGGGAGGGGGAGGGGGGCGGGGAGGAGGGGGGGGAGGCCAGGGAGGAGGAAGAAGGUGCACGUGGAGAAGAGGAGGCCAGCUUGGAUGAGGAGGAAGAGGAAGAGGAGGAAGCUGGGCUGGGGACAGGCCCAUAGGGCCGGCUCCAGGGACUCCCUGACCAGGUGGUGAGGCAGGUGGCCUGGGCCCCGGCCAGGUUCCCCCCUCACCCCCCCCCCCAGGAGCCACCUGGACUGAGGAGACAGCUGGUGUGAGGGGGAGGGGGGAGGGGGGAGGCGGCCUUUCUCGCCUCCUCCAGAGAGGCGGCUCCCCUGCCCCCGACCCUGUGGGGGGCGGCUCCCCUCCCCCUGCCCCUCUGGGGGGCGGCUCCUCUCCCCCCGCCCCUGCCCCCGGGAGCCUCAGUGAUUCACUGUAUCCAAUAAAGCUUCCCUGGCCCACGCUUGUCUCCUGUGUCCUGGAGAAGUGGAGUCUGGGCUGGGAGC